Messenger RNA from Mesoplodon densirostris (Blainville's beaked whale), 1902 nucleotides. It is a transcript of the gene ASB2, whose product is annotated as ankyrin repeat and SOCS box containing 2. The record is from RefSeq and is a predicted model, not a curated record. The coding region runs from base 1 to 1902 and encodes 633 amino acids. Gene Ontology annotation, biological process: intracellular signal transduction. Gene Ontology annotation, molecular function: protein binding. Lineage: Eukaryota; Metazoa; Chordata; Mammalia; Artiodactyla; Ziphiidae. The transcript has 9 exons.
AUGGCCACGGAGAUCAGAGCUCGGGGCAGACAGCGUGCCAUUGGACAAGAGGAGUACAACCUGUAUAGCAGCAUGAGCGAGGAUGAGCUGGUCCAGAUGGCCAUUGAGCAGAGCCUGGCUGACAAGACUCGGGGCCCAACCACCACUGAGGCCGCUGUGUCCACACGUGUCAACCGCGAACCUGCGCAUUUCUACCCGUGGACCAGGUCCGCUGUGUCUCCUGAGAGCACCCCGACCUCAGCCCCCAAGGGCCUGUUCCAGGAGGUUAUGCAGAAAUACAACCGCAGCAAGUCCUUCCAGCUGGCGCCCGUGGACCCUGUGCUAAAGGCCAUCAAGGAAGGCGAUGCCGAGGCCUUGAAGGCGAUGAUCAAGGCGGGGAAGAACCUUGCAGAGCCCAACAAGGAGGGCUGGCUGCCGCUGCACGAGGCGGCCUACUACGGCCAGCUGAGCUGCCUGAAGGCGCUGCAUCAAGCAUACCCGGCAGUCACUGACCAGCGCACCCUGCAGGAGGAAACGGCCCUUUACCUGGCGACAUGCAGGGGACACCUGGACUGCCUCCAAUUCCUGCUCCAGGCUGGGGCUGAGCCCGACAUCUCCAACAAGGCCCGAGAGACACCACUCUACAAAGCCUGUGAGCGCAAGAACGUGGAGGCGGUAAGGAUUCUGGUGCAGUACAACGCGGACACGAACCACCGCUGUAACCGAGGCUGGACGGCUCUGCACGAGUCUGUUGCUCGCAAUGACCUGGAGGUCAUGGAGAUCCUGGUGAGCAGAGGUGCUAAGGUGGAAGCCAAGAAUGCCUAUGGCAUCACCCCCUUGUUCGUGGCCGCCCAGAGUGGACAGCUGGAGGCACUGAGGUUCCUGGCCAAACACGGUGCUGACAUCAACACACAGGCCAGCGACCAUGCAUCUGCCCUCUACGAGGCCUGCAAGAACGAGCACGAGAAGGUGGUGGAGUUCCUGCUGUCGCAGGGUGCCGACGCCAACAAGGCCAACAAGGAUGGCAUACUCCCGCUGCACAUCGCUUCCAAGAAGGGCAACUACAGGAUCGUGCAGAUGCUGCUGCCGGUGACCAGCCGCACGCGCGUGCGCCGUAGCGGCAUCAGCCCGCUGCACCUGGCCGCCGAGCGCAACAACGACGAGGUGCUCGAGGCUCUGCUGAGCGCGCGCUUCGACGUGAACGCGCCCCUGGCGCCCGAGCGCGCGCGCCUCUACGAGGACCGACGCACCUCGGCGCUGUACUUCGCGGUGGUCAACAACAACGUGUACGCCACCGAGCUGCUGCUGCUCGCCGGCGCCGACCCCAACCGCGACGUCAUCAACCCCCUGCUGGUGGCCAUCCGCCACGGCUGCCUGCGCACCAUUCAGCUGCUGCUGGACCACGGCGCCAACAUCGACGCCUACAUCGCCACGCACCCCACCGCCUUCCCCGCCACCAUCAUGUUCGCCAUGAAGUGCCUGUCGCUGCUCAAGUUCCUCAUGGACCUCGGCUGCAACGGCGAGCCCUGCUUCUCGUGCCUGUACGGCAACGGCCCGCACCCGCCCGCCCCGUCGCCCUCCAGCAGGUUCAACGACGCGCCCCGCUCUAACAAGGCACCAGGCGUGGUCCAGUUCUGCGAGAUCCUGUCUGCCCCAGAGGUGAGCCGCUGGGCAGGGCCCAUCAUCGACGUCCUCCUGGACUACGUGGGCAACGUGCAACUCUGCUCCCGGCUGAAGGAGCACAUUGACAGCUUCGAGGACUGGGCUGUCAUCAAGGAGAAAGCAGAACCUCCAAGACCCCUGGCUCACCUUUGCCGGCUGCAAGUUCGAAAAGCCAUUGGGAAAUACCGUAUAAAACUGUUGGACACGUUGCCACUCCCAGGCAGGCUGAUUAGAUACCUGAAAUAUGAGAACACCCAGUAA